UUGCUGCUCCUCCACUCAAAAGAAGAAAAAAAAAGUUGCUGCUCCCUGGCAGCAGGCAGACCGGGCCAGCUCAGGCACGGAGCCGCUCGCCGCCUCCGCCACGGCGGUUACCGGCGAUGAACGGCGGGCUCCCUGGAUUCCACAAUGCGCCGGCAUCGAGGGCCGUGGUCGUCGCCUCCGCGCUCUUCUCCGUCCCCUUCGGCUUCCGCGGCCGCUUCCUCGACCUCGGCCUUUCCUACCAGAAUGUUUACGAAAGGCUGAGUAUAUGGAGGCUUAUUACCUCGUUGUUUGCUUUCUCGUCGACCCCUGAGCUGAUAUUUGGAGCCGCGCUGCUGUACUACUUCAGGGUGUUCGAAAGGCAAAUAGGUUCUAACAAGUAUGCUGUCUUCAUUGUAUUCUCAACCAUGGUGUCUGUCCUGCUUCAGAUCCUUGCUUUAGGUUACCUGAAAGAUCCUUCUAUAAAUCCUCUGACGUCAGGACCCUAUGGCCUCAUUUUUGCAUCUUAUGUGCCAUUCUUCUUUGACAUUCCGGUCUCAAUGAGGUUCCGCAUAUUUCGACUGAGCUUAAGUGAUAAGUCAUUUGUAUAUUUGGCUGGACUCCAGCUUCUUUGCUCAUCUGGAAGACGUUCUGUUGUACCUGGAGUUUCUGGCAUAAUAGCUGGCCUUUUGUAUCGCCUGAAUACAUUUGGCAUCCGCAGGUUGAAGUUCCCAGAGUUUGUAACAUCACUCUUCUCGCGGGUAUCGUGGCCCUUUUCUAGCAAUCCUUAUCAAGGGUUGCCGACUACAGAAAAUGAUGCAAACAUUUCUUCUCCCCAGGUACAUCAAACUCAGGAUGUGAGCACCUUAACCAAAGAUGUUAAUCUCGAACUGAUCCCAUUUUAUAGCCUGUGCACACAGCUACCCAAGACCCCCCAGAAUCCUCUAUUGCCGCGCUCGUGUCCAUGGGCUUCGAUCGUAGCUCUGCCGUUCAAGCGCUUGUAUUGACAAACAAUGAUGUUAAUUUGGCCUCGAACAUUCUGCUUGAAGCACAAGCUCUGCAGCAAUGAUACCCUGUAGUCAAAAGAUAGACGCUCUGUACAUUAAUGGAUGUGAAGUGUUUCAUUCAUUCUUCUGUACCAGAUUUUAUCUCAGGAUUUAUUGUUCACAAACAAACCAUUGUACAGCACAGAAUUAGAGGAAAGAAGCAAAAUGGAUACUUGAGCUGUCAAUUUGCUUGCU
Panicum virgatum (switchgrass) is the source of this 1217-nucleotide messenger RNA. RefSeq names its product rhomboid-like protein 20. The coding region runs from base 117 to 983 and encodes 288 amino acids. NCBI's taxonomy places the organism in Eukaryota, Viridiplantae, Streptophyta, Magnoliopsida, Poales, Poaceae. Gene Ontology annotation, molecular function: protein binding; serine-type endopeptidase activity. Gene Ontology annotation, cellular component: membrane. The record is from RefSeq and is a predicted model, not a curated record. The transcript is spliced from 9 exons.